This is a messenger RNA of Kickxella alabastrina, 1095 nucleotides long. RefSeq lists its product as uncharacterized. The record is from RefSeq and is a predicted model, not a curated record. NCBI's taxonomy places the organism in Eukaryota, Fungi, Kickxellomycota, Kickxellomycetes, Kickxellales, Kickxellaceae. Bases 256 to 903 code for a protein of 215 amino acids. The transcript has a single exon.
ACAAAGAAGGAAAAGGAAGGAGGCGCUGAGGCCGAGGGCGAGAAUGAGUGUCUCUCUUCUGGCUCAUCGCCAUUGAUCAUGGCGGCAUUGACAGAAUGCGACACGCACACCCCGAAUCCUGAUGAUUCAAUCACAUGACUUUUGCGGUCCAAAUUACCCAAGUAAACUCGGGCUGAAGCCCCCAGAUACACGAAUUCAAAUCUCUGUCCGCCAACAACAAAACAAAAACACUAAUUCGCAUUUCAAAAAGGAAAAAUGCGCUCACUAUUCCCCUCUGUGCUCGUGCUCCUCCUCGGCGCGCUCCUCCCAGCGCACGCCUCCGCAGACACCCUGGAGGUAUUCCACAACCUGGCGCCGAACAAAUUCACACAACGCGGCGAACUAACCCUCACCGACCCACCGGCCUACUCGCCAAGAAUAAGCGGCGGCAUUCCGCCACCGACUCUUCCGGACACCGAUGCAUGGGCGCAGCAGGGGGACAAGCUCCAGUACACUGUGGUUCUGCGCUCGCAGAAGACAGGAUCACUGGUGCACCUGGCAGCCCCUCGCUGCCGGCUCAACGGAGCCGCUCGCCCGAAGGAGACCUUUGUCGUGCAUGCCGAGAGGAACGGCGCCCUGCUGCAUGUGGAUUACGCCGUGGGGUCGCUGGAGAACUGCCACAGCAGGAAGCUCGUGGAUGUUGAUGGGUUUGAUACGCAGGUGGUGGUGAGGAGGAGGAUGCAGGGCCCGACGCCGGAGCUGGCCGCAGCUGUUUCUAUUGAUGUCAAUACCGGAUCGGAGAAGGCCCCGGAGGUGCAGAAGAGCUUUAUUAUGAAGUACUGGUACUACAUCGUGCCCAUUGUCCUGAUGCUGCUCCUGACCGGCGAGGACGCACCCCAGCAGGAAGGCAACGCCAGGCGCUAAUUCUCCAGAUGAAAGAAGAGUGGGAGAUAUAGCGCUGGCCGGCCAUGUGUCUGCUUGACAUAUCAUGUGAUGGGCAUGUUUCACCUGUCCCGUCUUUUUCUCUCUUUUGUUAUUUUCGCUUCUUUUCUUUUUCUCAGUUUGAAGCCCAACCCUUUCUUUUUUCUCCAAUAAAGUUGAAUUUACACCUUUACC